ACGUCUGAACGGACAAAUGAUAUAUUCAUAAAAAUGACCUCUCACUUACUCUCCUCCAUAUGCAUCUUAGGACGAACAAAUGACCUUUAAGUCUCCUCCCUCAUCCUGAUCACUCCGUGUGAAGCAGGCAAACAUGGAACCCGAGGCGGUGAUCUCUCCCUCAUCUCCGGUUGCCUCAGUAGCUCUCGUAGUAGGCGUCACCGGUAUGGCUGGCUUAAGCCUCGCCCAAGCCCUCAGGAGCCCCACCGCUCUCGGUGGGCAUUGGAAGGUCUACGGCGCCGCUCGCCGCCCCAUGCCCUCCUGGUUUCCCUUCUCCGCCGUCGACCACUACAUAAACUUCGACGCCGCCGACCUCAACGACACCCGCCGCCACCUCUCCCCCAUCUCCGCCGACGUCACCCACCUCUUCUGGGUCGCCCUCCAAGUCCGCGACUCCGAAGAGUCUAACACCGCCGUUAACCGAUCCAUGCUCUCCAACGUCCUCCACGUCCUCGGAUCGGCCCCGGAUGCCCGGCUCCGCCACGUCACCCUCCAAACCGGGACCAAGCACUACAUGGGCCCCAUCUUCGACCCGACCCACUCGGCCAGCCUCGCCCACGUCCCCCCGGACCCUCCGUUCCGGGAAGACUCCCCUCGGCUGCCUUUCCCCAACUUCUACUACGCGCUGGAGGACCUCCUGGCCUCCCACGCGCCGCGGUUGACGUACUCCGUGCACCGCGCUUCCAUCAUCUUGGGCGCAUCCUCAAGGAGCGCAUACAACACACUGCUAACGUUGGCUGUGUACGCCGCCGUGUGCCGCCUCGAGGGGCUGCCGUUUCGGUUUCCCGGGACGAGGUACACGUGGGAGCAUUUCUGCGACGCGACAGACGUGCGCGUGCUGGCGGAGCAGCACGUAUGGGCGGCGGUGACGGAGGAGGCUAAGAACCAGGCGUUUAAUUGCACAAACGGCGACGUUUUUACGUGGAAGAGCAUGUGGAAGGUGCUAAGUGAGGUGUUUGGCGUAGGGUAUGUGCCCUACGAGGAAGGGGAGGAGUUUGAUAUCGUGGGGCUGAUGGAGGGGAAAGGAAAAGUGUGGGACGCCAUAGUGGAAGAGCAUGGGCUUUACCCGACCCGAUUGGAGGAGAUAACCUGUUUCGGUGCCCUUAAACAUGUUCUGCAUUUUGAGUUUCAGCAUGUUUCGAGUAUGAACAAGAGCCGAGAUUUUGGGUUUUUCGGGCAUGCGGAUUCGCUCAAGAGCAUCGGGCCGUGGGUAGAGACGUUAAGACAAAUGAAGAUAAUACCAUAAAACUACUCUCAAUCCUGCUUUACCUCACGAAGCCUGUAAUUUUCAGUAUUCUUUGAAGUUAUAUCUCUGCUGUUCUUUACAUAUAUUUAAAAUAAAAAUAAAAAAAAUCACCUGAAGUUAUUUCGUCUAACAAAACGACGUCAUGUAAGUAUGUAUGUUAAGUUAAUGUAUCGAGUAUGUGAACUACUGAAGCUUUUGAAAUAAAAGUUGUGAUAUCAAAUUUGACUUAA
Malania oleifera is the source of this 1515-nucleotide messenger RNA. RefSeq names its product 3-oxo-Delta(4,5)-steroid 5-beta-reductase-like. Lineage: Eukaryota; Viridiplantae; Streptophyta; Magnoliopsida; Santalales; Ximeniaceae. Bases 134 to 1285 code for a protein of 383 amino acids. The record is from RefSeq and is a predicted model, not a curated record. The transcript has a single exon.